This is a messenger RNA of Aphidius gifuensis, 1026 nucleotides long. It is a transcript of the gene Prdm13, whose product is annotated as PR domain zinc finger protein 13-like. Gene Ontology annotation, cellular component: nucleus. Bases 1 to 1026 code for a protein of 341 amino acids. The record is from RefSeq and is a predicted model, not a curated record. The transcript has 5 exons. Lineage: Eukaryota; Metazoa; Arthropoda; Insecta; Hymenoptera; Braconidae.
AUGGUGAUUGUUCAUCCAAUUUGUGCAGCGUCGGUUAUUAAUGAAAAUUCAACAACUGAAAUUGUUAAUGUUCAUCGAAUUGCUGAGAAUAACACAAUGUUACUUCAAAAUGCCGAAAUUGCUGAGUCAAACGGUCGAAUGGUUUGUACUGGUGGUCAGGUUAAUCCAACAUGCUGGAUAAAACAUGUACAAAUAUCAAGUGAUUGUCAAACAACAAAUGUACAAUUAGUUCAUGAUAAUAGAGGUGUUUAUCUUCAAGCCUUGAGGACAAUUAAACCAGGUGAAAUAUUAUUCAUGUGGUUCAGUGAUACAAUUUUAAAUAUGAUGGAAAUUCCCGGCUACUUGAAUCCAUUCAACAUUAUUGAUAAAAAUCGAUAUCAAUGUGGUACCUGUAAAUCAAUAAUGGAAUAUCCAAAUACACUAAAAAUUCACAUUGGUUUAAAUUGUGAUAGCCUGCCUUUAAAUAAUUUAUGGAAAAAAAUGUCAAAUAAUUUUAACUCAAGCCUAAAUUUAUCACGAACAUUAACAACAUUUAAAUUUGAAUUAAAACCAUCAACCAUCAGAUUAACCCCAACAUUAUCACCAAAAAAUCACCACGAUAAAACACGACAAUACACACUAUCCCCAUUGUCAUCAUCAUCAAUUGUUGAUGAUGCUCAUGCAGCACAUAUCGAAACGAUUUUUAGUAAUAUUGGCAAGUCUGGUGAUGGACAUCGUUGUGUUUAUUGUGGCAAAAUAUAUUCACGUAAAUAUGGAUUAAAAAUUCAUUUACGAACACACACUGGUUUUAAACCUUUAAAAUGUAAAUAUUGUCUUCGUCCAUUUGGUGAUCCAAGCAAUUUAAAUAAACACAUGAGGCUACAUGCUGAAGACACUAAUGCACCAUAUAAAUGUGAUAUUUGCGGCAAGGGACAAAUUAGAAGGAGAGAUUUAGAACGACACAUGAAAGCACAACAUGAUCAACUUAAUAAUUCAGCUGGUAAUGAGACUGAAUUUUAUGAAUCAGAAGUUGAAAUUGAUGUUUAA